CCAGGCUUGUACUUUAUGAGCCUCAAGCAGUUAGAGGCUGGCUUUCAUCGUCUGUCCUCUACUUCUUCACCCACCAAGCCUCCAGACAGGCGGCGCGAGGAGCUUCUUGUCAGGUAUAACAACAGGCGCCGACCUCCACCGACACAUCACCAGACGACAGCAGGUAGAGGACCGAGAGAACAAGUCUGCCUAGAAAUCCUGCUUCAUCCAAAAUGUGGGACAUCAGCGUUCCUCGCCCUCCUCAUCUGUGCUGUGACCACAGCCAGUGGACAGUCCGAAACUGGCAAGUACAGGGUCACCGCACCCAAGACCUUCACUCCCGGCGAAACCUUCACGGCAGCCAUAGAAAUCAUGGAGUCCAGCGGUCCAGUCCAGGUCACUAUUGAGAUCGAAGCAUACAACUACUUCUUUGCUAGCUCCACCUACAGCUAUCUAUCGAUAGCAGGACAGUCUGCAACCUUUAGCCAAGGAACACCUGGAACACUGUCGUUUAAGAUUCCAAGUCACGUGGCUGGGGCUACCAGUGGCUACAGACUGCACGUGAGAGGCACGGGAGGCCUUCAGAUCGACACGCGGUCCGACAUCAACCUGCAGCUGACCAGAGCCUCCGUCUUCAUCCAACCAGAUCGUCAGGUGUACCGACCUGGCCAGACAGUGAACUUCAGAACCUUCAGCUUACUACUGUCCGAUCUGAAGCCUUUGAGUGAGACCUACACAGUUACUGUCCAGGCACCCGGGGAUAGCUUGGUCCGAAGGUGGACAUCCAAUGCAGGACUGGUUUCUUCUUUCUCCUUUGACCUCGACAAGUCUCCUCCUCUCGGCCGAUGGACCAUCUCAGCUUCCAGUUCUGAGAUCGGACAAUCGUCAGUGGGCUUUGAUGUUCAGGAGUACGAAAACCCACCCUUCAGCGUUCAGCUCAACAUUCCCAGGACAAUGAACACCUCUCAGAUUCUCACGGGAAGUGUAGAAGCCAGGUAUCCUCAAGGUGUGGGUGUGAAGGGGACCGUGGAAGUGUCCCUUCCGACAGGCUACUCGUCGGAUGCUGCCAAGACGUCUUUUCAGAUUGACGGCAGCGCCAACUUCUCCUUCUCCGAGCUGGUCUACUACACCAGCAGCGCCGUGGUGACAGCCACCGUGACGGAGCAGGCCACUGGCAGAACCGUGGUCGGCAAGUCCACCUUGAACACCUACGAACGCAACGUCAAGGUCCAGUUCACCGAGAAGACGCCGGCCGUCAUCAGACCGGGGCUGCCCUUCACGGCCUACGUGCAAGUUACAGACCAGGAGGACCAGCCGCUCAACAUCGCACCUGACAGCAUCUUCCGCUUUGUCUACGUGUAUGGCGUCGGGCAUUACAGCAAGCCCUCGCCUGACUCUCGCUACGGCGUCUCCAGCUUCACGGGCUCCUACCCCAUUCUGGCCAAGAAAAUGGUCCUCCCACAGUCUGGCUUCUUCCCCGUGGAGCUGGAUAUCCCCACUGACGUCACACAAGUGGACAUUCGUGUUACCUUCCAAGGCGUGCAGAACCAGCUGACGCUGCAGAGCGUUGGGUCAUCGACCAACAGUUAUCUGCAGUUGUCUCUCCUCGGCUCUGUGCCUCGUCUGACUUCCGGCCAGCAGGUCUUUGCCAACUUCCGGGCCACCUCAAACAAACCGCUUGACGCGCUCAAAGUGCAGAUCGUGUCCAGAGGCCAGGUUUUGCAGGUCCUGAGCCCCUCCCUGACCAACGCUGCCAGAGCAGGUGACGUGUACACCGCCGACUUCCAGGUGGCGCUGUCCUGGAGCAUGGCGCCCGUCACAGACAUCGUCGCUUAUCUGAAUGUCGGUUAUUCUGGAAUCUUUGAACUCGUCGCUGACAGCAUCGCUUUUAAUGUGGAGGGACUCCUGCGCAAUGAGGUGACUCUGACAGCGGACCGACAGAGGGCUGAGCCAGGUGAGAGUGUCACCCUCACAGUUCAGAGCUUACCGACCUCUGUGGUGGGUGUGCUUGUUCAGGAGGACUUCGGUAACCGUGGUAACGUCAUUACGGCGGAAGAGAUCAUUCAGAAGUUCGUGCAAGGCCCAAGGCCAUCAGCUCUGAACGAUUUCAUGGCGACUUCCUCGCAAAGAUCCGAGGGUUCCUUUGAGCGGCUCAACCUGAAUGUCAUCGGUGGUUCCAAUACAUUCUCUGCAACAUCUCUAGUCAGACAAGCGUUGUUUUCUGGAAAUACUGACGACAGUACAGCAUAUCCUGACACCAUUUUCUUUGCCACCAACACAAUUAGCUCCACGGGGUCAGCGACCUUUGCCAUUAACCUGCCGGACACCGUCACAACGUGGGCAGCGACAGCUUUCUCCUUCGAUGCUAACGGAAACAUGGGCGUAGUGGACAAACCUGUUCUGAUCGAGGCCGUGCGCGAGGUGUACGCGGAGUUGUCCGGCACGGACCACGCAGUGACCGGAGAACACGUCAUCAUCAGGCCGACGUCCACAACACCCGAGCAGUGGAGUCGCAGGUGCAAGUAACUCUUAAGCCCAACUUCAGCUAUCAGGGUCUUGUGGUCGGUGCCAAUGGAGCCGCUGUGAAAUCAUCGCAGGAGCAGACACGAACCCUGACUAUACCAGCCAAGAGUUCUUCUGCCGUUUACUUUGCUGUCACCGCCAU
This is a messenger RNA of Pomacea canaliculata, 2644 nucleotides long. Its product is annotated as CD109 antigen-like. The record is from RefSeq and is a predicted model, not a curated record. The transcript has 24 exons. Gene Ontology annotation, molecular function: endopeptidase inhibitor activity. Lineage: Eukaryota; Metazoa; Mollusca; Gastropoda; Architaenioglossa; Ampullariidae. Bases 16 to 2505 code for a protein of 829 amino acids.